UUGUCCCUCCUCCGCUUUACUGACCCCGCCCUACGGGUCUCCCUGGUUCUCUGCUGCAGUGAAACCGACGGUAAAAGAGAGGAGCUGAGCCAAAAUAAUCAACAAGAACCUGAAUAUCACUAGCACCGUUUUUUUGUAGAAGUGAGACACCCUUUAUUCCGAAUUUUCUUCACGUCUAAAUUUCUGGGUCAGCCUAUUUCAUCAUCCAACCGGCAAUAUGGGAAAUGAAGCAAGUUACCCCCUGGAAAUGUGCUCGCAUUUCGAUGCUGAUGAGAUUAAGCGGCUGGGAAAGAGGUUUAAGAAGCUCGACCUGGAUAACUCGGGGUCUCUCAGCGUUGAGGAGUUCAUGUCCCUGCCGGAGCUCCAGCAGAACCCGCUUGUUCAGAGGGUCAUAGACAUCUUCGAUACAGACGGAAAUGGAGAGGUGGACUUCAAGGAAUUCAUAGAGGGAGUCUCUCAGUUCAGCGUCAAGGGGGACAAAGAGUCAAAACUUCGAUUUGCCUUUCGUAUCUAUGACAUGGACAAGGACGGCUACAUCUCCAAUGGGGAGCUCUUCCAAGUGCUAAAGAUGAUGGUAGGAAACAACCUGAAGGACACGCAGCUUCAGCAGAUUGUCGACAAGACCAUCAUCAACGCAGACAAAGACGGAGACGGCAGGAUAUCCUUUGAAGAGUUCUGCGCAGUGGUCGGUGGCCUUGACAUACACAAAAAGAUGGUGGUCGACGUGUGAGCCCGUCUCCUUGCUCCUCCCCCCCCUCUUGCUUUCUUCUCCGUCGGUCUCUGAAGAUCUGCUCAAGACGUCUGGCAAACACUUUCUGUGUAUCUCAAUGGAAGUAUUCUCUCUCUCUGUGAAGCCACUUUUUUCUAAAUAAAACCACGAGCCUCGUGAAGCCAACUUUUAAGUGUUAUUGAACUCCGAUUCACUCAUCUGAAGGAGGACAGAUAUUCAAAUUUGCAAGAGCAUCCCAUUUCAACAGAGGAGGGGGGGGGUGGAACGCCCACUUGUUUAUAUUUGUCAUUUUUCGCCCACUUCUCUUUUUUUCCCAUUUUUUUGUAUUUUUUUUUUUAAAUAUAUAUUUAUUUUAGGUCUGGUCUCUUUAAAGAAAUACACAAGUACAAUGAUUAUGACUCUAAUGAGGAAAUGUGUGGUGAGCUGAGUUUUUAGAUGAAAUAAUAUACUUGAUUUCAGAUACAGUUCAAAACGUAGGGUGUGAAGUGCCAACCAGGACAUAUCCAGAAGCCAGUUCAUAUUGUUGUCAUUAUCGAUCCACAAUCACGGUCAGUUUUGGGUGACUGGCUCGGGAUUUGUCAAACGCUCGCUGCAUGAUUAAUUUUUGAAAAACAAACAGCAGUUUUUUCUGCUCCAUUUCACUCUUGAGCAGGUUAGUUUAGAUCAGCUAAACUUCAAUCGUUAAACUAUAGCACGUUUCUGGGUAACAAGUGAUAGUUUGAUUGGUAUGUUUAUAUUGUCAGAGAUUAUAACGGUUUCUUGUCAGACUUCCUGAAGAAACGAAACAAAGAAGAGCAAUGCCUGGAAAUUCAUGUCUUUGCAUACUUUUUAAUUUACAUACUUCCAAGGCACAUUUAGUAGUUGGAAUACUGUAGUUUGUGUCGAUCCACAUGCAAACGGGUGGCUAAUACCGUAGUAGUUAAAGGUGAGCCAGUUGGGUCAGAGAAGGAAAUUCCAUUGGAGAUUUAACUAGCAACUACAGAGGUGCUAGUGUCAAAACCUACAAGCCAUUGUCUGAUGUUGUGAAAUUGAGCAAGGCACUCAAUACCCGGCAGUUUGUUCCUCUGGCGCCAUAACAUGGCAGCCACCCCUUCAACGCGUCUUUCAAAGGGUUUGGGAACAAAUACAUUUCCGUUGCACCUUGCGUACAAAUUGGACAAAUGAAGGGAUUUUAAAGCACAUCUCGUGUUGAAAAAUCUUGGAUAAAACCAGAGACUUUUUCCAAGGUAUUUGUAUCUUGACAAAGAUCGUGAAUGUUAGCGAGGUAGAGUCAACAACGGUUGGGAAGCUUAUUGACACUCAACUGCAGGCGGCAUAUUCAUAUUAUUAUUUUUAAACCAAUUUAAAACGUAUACUUAAAGCAUAUAUACACUGUACAUUAGGUCAAUGUUUGCUCAUCUUCGAGAAUCCACCUGCUGCAGCUAAAUAAAAAGCAACAGCAAACGGUAAUUUAAUGCAACAGUUACUUUGAUUAGUUAAAUGUUAGCAUGAUCACCGUCCAAUAGGAUGCCGUGUUUCACGGUAUCGAGUGUGUACAUUUCAAAAGUUGGCUUCUUAAUCUUUUCCCGUCGCUCCAUCACUAUUGCCUGAUCGGCCUCUUUCUCCCAGUGGUAUUCAUAGGGAGAUAGACACAACCUUUACCAAACCACCAUUUUCAAGGAGAAAAUGGCGUCGGUUCGGAUUUAAAUGACCCGAUGGCUGGUUUGGACACCAGUGUUUUUAACAAGACAUCCAGUUGAAAGGUCAUUGGCACAAAUGGGACUCCAUUAACUAUCUAGUGCACGACUUUUAACCAUGGUCAAUAGGUUUCCGGUCAAAAGAACUGGACUACGUAGGGAAUAGUGUGCCAUUUGGGAUUGACUGUGUCCCUUCAUCGGGCACUGUACAAGCGGCUUUGCUUGGGCCUACCCCGUGCUUGCAUGAUGUAUUUGGUUGUGCAUGUAGAUACAUUUUUUUAUUUUAUAAUCCUCUUGUUUACACAUGAAUGGUGGUGUUAGUAAUUAUAUUUAAUCACAAUCUACUGGUAUACAACAUGGAUGUUGCCAAACUUGGGUAAAUGUACAAAUUAUGAGCAGUAAUCCAAAUAAACUGAAAUACAUGUUAACUUUUGUAUAUUUCUUCCGGAGCAGUGAGAUGACGCUUCUAUUUCAGUAAAAAGGUGCAUAUCUGACCCUGUGAACUGCCCCACAACACAUUCUGCUUUCAAGGGGAAAUAAUGUUUUGUUUUGUAUAUAAGUUUGUUCAAUGCAGUUCCAGCUUUGUGUUCUGUGCAUAGCUCAAACUGCGCUUUAGUUCUGUAAGUGCUACGUUUUCACUUUCUUUUGAAGGGGACUGGGUUCUUUUUAGUUUGUGUGAAAACUAAAGCUAGUUUGACAUAGUUAUUUUCUCCUUUCUCUGCAUGCUGCAUCUUAUGCUGUGAGACUGUUGGAAACUUGAUACUGUAUGAAAAUAAAAAGAAACUUUGAAACAUUGUAAA
This is a messenger RNA of Esox lucius (northern pike), 3206 nucleotides long. Its product is annotated as calcineurin subunit B type 1. Gene Ontology annotation, molecular function: calcium ion binding; calcium-dependent protein serine/threonine phosphatase regulator activity. The record is from RefSeq and is a predicted model, not a curated record. The transcript is spliced from 6 exons. Bases 218 to 730 code for a protein of 170 amino acids. NCBI's taxonomy places the organism in Eukaryota, Metazoa, Chordata, Actinopteri, Esociformes, Esocidae.